This is a messenger RNA of Penicillium oxalicum, 1059 nucleotides long. It is a transcript of the gene fbp1, whose product is annotated as fructose 1,6-bisphosphate 1-phosphatase. The coding region runs from base 1 to 1059 and encodes 352 amino acids. Gene Ontology annotation, cellular component: cytoplasm; cytosol. Lineage: Eukaryota; Fungi; Ascomycota; Eurotiomycetes; Eurotiales; Aspergillaceae. Gene Ontology annotation, molecular function: fructose 1,6-bisphosphate 1-phosphatase activity. The record is from RefSeq and is a predicted model, not a curated record. The transcript has a single exon. Gene Ontology annotation, biological process: gluconeogenesis; fructose 6-phosphate metabolic process; fructose metabolic process.
AUGGCGAACAACGGAAACGGUGCCGUCGGCAACGAGAACGUGAACUUGGACAUUGUCACGCUCACCCGCUUCUUCACGGAAGAGCAGACCAAGUACCCCGAGGCCUCGGGUGACUUCACACUCCUCUGCCACGCUCUGCAAUUCUCCUUCAAGUCCAUCGCAUACUACAUCCGUCGGGCUUCGCUGAUCAACCUGACCGGCCUGGCCGGUUCCUCCAACACAACCGGUGAUGACCAGAAGAAGCUCGACGUGAUCGGCAAUGACAUCUUCAUCUCCGCCAUGCGCGGCUCCGGCAAGUGCCGCCUCGUCGUCUCCGAGGAAGAAGAGGAGGUGAUCGCCUUCGAUGAGCACCCCAAUGCCCGGUACGCUGUGGUCUGUGAUCCCAUCGACGGCUCCUCCAACCUCGACGCGGGUGUCUCCGUCGGCACCAUCUUCGGUAUCUUCCAGCUCCCCGAGGAGACGGUUGGUGAGGGCAAGAAGGUCGGCCCGGAGGUUCUGCGUCUCCCCGGAACGGAACUUGUCGCCGCCGGCUUCACCAUGUACGGCGCUUCCGCGCAGUUGGUCAUCACCAUGCGCGGCGGUGGCGUCAACGGCUUCACUCUCGAGAACUCGCUAGGCGAGUUCAUCCUUACUCAUCCCAACAUGAAGCUUCCCGAAACGCGCGCCAUCUACUCCGUCAACGAGGGUAACAGCAUGUACUGGGAUGACUGGUGCAAUGCGUACUUUGACAGUCUGAAGCGACCCGCAGACGGUGGCAAGCCCUACAGUGCUCGAUACAUCGGCUCCAUGGUCGCUGACGCCUACCGCACCUUGCUGUACGGUGGUAUCUUUGCCUACCCGGCUGACAAGAAGAGCCCCAAGGGUAAGCUGCGCAUCCUGUACGAGUGCGCCCCCAUGGCCAUGGUCUUUGAGAAUGCAGGCGGUCUCGCCGUGAACUCGCGCAUGGAGCGCCUCAUGGAAGUUUGCCCCGAGUCCAUCCACGACAAGAGUGGUGUCUUCCUCGGUUCCAAGGGCGAGGUUCAAAAGGUCAUUGACAUGUACAACAAGUACCACAACUAA